UGAUUUCGCAAUUCGAUACUCGACUUAUGCUGUCUUUAGCAUCCCACGUGUUUUGGUUUAGAAAACAUGGCGGCGCUCACGGGUGAGAUGCAAGUAGCCGCAACCAAAAGACCAAACGUGCGUGGUCCUAGGCGAGUGGCAAACCAGAUCCCGGAUGAGAUUUUGACAGACCCGGAGUUGCAGGAGGCUAUUCGUGCCUUACCAGCAAACUACAACUUUGAAAUUCACAAGACAGUUUGGAGAGUGCGUCAAGCUAAAGCCAAGAGGGUGGCCCUGCAGUUACCGGAGGGGCUUCAGAUGUUUGCCUGUGUGAUCGCCGACAUCAUUGAAAGGUUCACGGAAGCCGACACGCUGGUGAUGGGGGACGUGACGUACGGAGCCUGCUGUGUGGAUGACUUCACCGCUCGGGCCCUGGGAGCCGACUUCAUGGUGCACUACGGACACAGCUGCCUCAUUCCCAUUGACUCCACCGCGGGCAUCAAGAUGCUGUACGUGUUUGUGGACAUCCAGAUGGACACGUCUCACUUCCUGGACACGCUGCGCUUCAACUUCCCCCCGGGUCACUCUCUGGCCUUGGUCAGCACCAUCCAGUUUGUGGCUGCUCUGCAGGCGGCGAGUGCUGCUCUGAAGCCGGACUACGAUGUGCUGGUGCCUCAGUGUCGGCCGCUGUCCCCGGGAGAGAUCCUGGGCUGCACAUCUCCGCGCCUGGACCGCUCGGUCAAUGCCAUCAUUUAUCUUGGAGAUGGAAGAUUUCACCUCGAGUCUAUUAUGAUUGCCAACCCAGAUAUACCAGCCUACAGGUAUGACCCUUACAGCAAAAUCUUCUCACGAGAGUACUACGACCACCAGGCCAUGCGGGCCGCCAGGCUUGAGGCCAUCGACAAAGCCCGCACAGCCCAGAGAUGGGGCCUGAUCCUGGGCACCCUCGGUCCAGGCAACCCCAAGAUCCUGGAGCACCUGGAGUCCAAGCUGGAGGCCCAUGGCAGAUCUUUCACCAGGGUUUUGCUGUCGGAGAUCUUCCCCAGCAAGCUGCAGCUGAUGGCAGAUGUGGAUGCGUGGGUGCAGAUCGCUUGUCCUCGGCUGUCCAUCGAUUGGGGCACGGCUUUCUCCAAACCCCUGCUGUCUCCGUACGAGGCCGCCGUGGCACUGCAGCAGGCCGACUGGCAGGAAGUCUACCCCAUGGACUUCUACUCCAAUCAGAGCCUGGGGCCCUGGGCCCCCAAUCACCCCGACAACCAACCGGCGCGGCCCCCUCGUCGACAGGCCCAGAAGAGUGGGCAGCCUCCAUCGCAGCCUCCCGAGCCCAAGCCCUGUGGACGGGACCAGAGCGCCCCCUGUGGCUGUCAGGAGGAAUGACGGGACAAAGCAGCAGCGGCUCUGCUGCUCUCUUCCAUGUCAGCAGCCAACCACGGCUUAUCUUCCCCAUCUGCAGGAGACUGGCCAGCCAAUCAGAGCCCCAGAGCACAUCGUCAAGGCGCGUCACGGGGACGAUAAUGUGGAGCCUCUCUGCCAGUCUCUCCCUUGAUAAUGGCAACGAUAGCAACAAUAAACAGCAAUAACAACCACAGACACAUCACCAAAAAGGACCUCUAUAUCACACUUACUGUAUGCCUUUGUCGCACACUUAAUGUAUGGUGAGAGAGUGAGAGAGAGGGGAAGAGAGGGGAAGAGGGGGAGGAAGAGAGAGGGAGAGGGGGAGGGAGGAAUGGAGAGAAAAGAGAGAGGGAGGAUGACUGAGCCGCCCUGUUAUUCUUGUUCCAACAACCUGUGGGCAUAUUCGCUUCCAUCAUUGUCACCUUUUUCAUUGCUUAAGCACAUGUAACCACACUUCAAAUAUCUUGACAUUUUGAAAUAUUCUUUAUAGCAGCCAAAGGCUGAGUAGACACUGGACCUUGAGUAUUGUAAAAGACAUUUACCACUGCAUAAAAUGUGUCCUCUUAAAUCUACAGAAUGGAAAUGUCAUUCACAUUUUGCCCUUGGCCAUCCAGAUGUCUUAAUGCAGAAAUCAAAAGACUGUUUUUAUUUUAUUUUAUUUUUUUUUAUGUGACGCGAAAAUUGAAAGACCCAGUGGAACUCUGAGAUCGCCGAUCUUCCUGGCAUGCCCCUCGGAGAUUCACAGCCAAGCUUAUUAGAUUCGAUGUCUGUUGAAUCACGAUGGGCUGCCCUUGGGGUGUUGAACCUCAAAGCUCAGCACCGUGCACAUUAAUGAUGCAUUGGUUAUUCAAUCAAUUAAACAUUUUUUGGUG
Sardina pilchardus (European sardine) is the source of this 2246-nucleotide messenger RNA. It is a transcript of the gene dph1, whose product is annotated as diphthamide biosynthesis 1. Lineage: Eukaryota; Metazoa; Chordata; Actinopteri; Clupeiformes; Clupeidae. The record is from RefSeq and is a predicted model, not a curated record. Gene Ontology annotation, molecular function: 2-(3-amino-3-carboxypropyl)histidine synthase activity. Gene Ontology annotation, biological process: protein histidyl modification to diphthamide.